Molecule: messenger RNA, 2030 nt
Organism: Chaetomium strumarium
Lineage: Eukaryota; Fungi; Ascomycota; Sordariomycetes; Sordariales; Chaetomiaceae
Exons: 1
Coding region: 254-1921 (555 amino acids)
Source: RefSeq, a predicted model, not a curated record
GCCCCACCGCGGCUUUUAAUCUCAACUAACCACCACCUUAACAAUGGCCAGCAAUUAACUGCAUCGCCAUAAGGCGUGCGAGACUGCGUUGUUCUCUCGAUCUGGAUCCCAUGGCAUGGUAGUCUUCGUCCUCUUUUUUUCGGGCCUAUUUCGUUCCCUUUUAUGGCUCUUUGACGCGCGGCGCAUAUCGUGAGGCGCGUCGCGUGCUUGGCUCGUCGACUGCGAGCAACCCAAUUGUACCCCACACGACAGCAUGGCGGACAACACCAGUUUCCCGUGCCCAAUACGUCGCAGGACGACCAUCGCAAUACCGCUGCCGUCGAUUCGGAAGUAUGUUCCCGGUUCUGGGCCACCUCCGCCUCGAGUGUCGCUGGCGCCUCCGCGCGAUACGACGGGCUACAUCAUCAACCAAUUCGUACUGCCGACCGAUAACGAUACGACGCCAACCUCCCGACGGCUGAUCUACUACCACGUCGGUUUCACCGACUUUCCGGCCGUCAAGAUUUUGCUACCGUGCAACGAAGUGCUCGACUAUGUCUCCCCACGCGAGCUGGAGGAUUGGGAGUACAAGAAUCUGGAGAGCAAAGAGGAGGAGCGUGCCCGGCGUUUGGCUGAAAAACGACGCGUCGUUGUCGCCGCGAAGAAGCCCGGCCAGAAACCCAAGGUCCCUAUGCAGGAUGUUGGCCUACCGGCUCUGAGUUCGGCGGAUGAAGCGUUCCUGCUCGCCCAGGAGGUCGCUGGCCCGUCUUUGUCCACGCCACAGAAGAGGAAACAGGGCGAUGUGUUGCAUGAGGAUGCAGGGGAUACCAGCAACAUAGAGUCGGACGAUGACGCCAUACGCCGGCAACUCCAAGGCGCGAAUGAACUAGGAUCUGAGGACGACUUAGGAGCCGACGUGGAUUCUGUUGAUCAGCUUGCUCUUCAAGACACCACUUCCACGACAGACACCCCCUCCAGAGGCGGCAGCGCCGUGCCCCCCAUGCCGGUUUCCAUUCCUGCUCAAACAGCGGCAACUCCCAUAGGACCAGCCUUUCCGAGCUCCGCUCCUGUAGCCCUUAGCGCCUCUCAAACCGACAUGCCCACAGCUGGGAGAAUCCAUCCCGCCUGGGCACAUGUCUUCGGUCAGCAGAACAGAUCUGAGAAGCUUUUGACGCUGCAUGGUCAAGCUGGAAGUGGCCAAGCGGAACGGAACGGAACAUCCGGGACGGUUCCGGCAAAGCCACAGGCUCGCCAGCCUUCAUCAACACACACUUCGAAAUCCGCGAGCUGGGCCGGGAGUGCCUCCAAAUCUUCACUCCCUCGCAUCCCGAAUCCUAGGCAAAGAGAAAGCUCGGCUAUGGCAUCGGACUCCUCCAUGACCAAGCGAAAGGCCAGCUCACCGAACGUGCACGCAACAGAGGGGAAGCGUCACAAGCCGAAGAAACAGAAGAUGGCCCAAGAAGAUGAAGAACCACCUGCGAACGAAUGGGAGGUCAAGGAUCUACUAGACGACCAAUGGGUCACGGAGAACGGCACGAAGGUACACAAGUACCUUGUUCUGUGGGAGGGAGACUGGCCGCCAGAUCAAAAUCCUACGUGGGAGCCCGCCGAGAACGUCCAGGACCCGGGCCUGAUCAAGCGCUACCUGAAGAAGAAAAAGGCCGGCCUGUUGAAGCCCUGCAAAAAGGCCCAGAACUCACUACACCGGUAUCUGGCGACGCCUCAAUACUCCAGCGUUGCCGAAGCUUUUGAGGGCGGCAUCGAUGAGCAGACAGGACCGGUAGGCGGAGACAUUGAAAGCGAUACCGACCCGCCCAACGAGACGUUUCUCGUCACGGAACACACGGACGAUCUCUCAGCAAUCCCGGCAAAGAUAUCCCCGAGCUUCAAGACAUUCGAUGACAAGCUGGCGCGAUACAACCAGGCCUUCCCCCGCAUAUGAGCGGGCGGGUACUGGUACCAACUCACGAGAGGACUCACAAUCUCGGGAUGACGUCGUGACACCGCAAAAGGCCCUGUCUGAGGAUGGGAAGACGUGCGGCAGGGAUGGA